AUGACGCUCCUUUCAACGGCUUUUGUUUUAAUUUUGAGCAUCACUUUUACAUCUAGCUAUGUAUUAUCAACUGCAGAUGAUGAAGAACCUACCAUAGAAUGGCCCACCGAAUACCAUUUCGAAGGAGAAAUGUUGGAUUUGGUAUCAUCGACAAAGAAAUCUUUUGAAGUAUGGUACAGUGCAGAGCAGAAUCGUUCACGAGAGGAUUACUUUGGAGGUAGCUCAAAAACUUUCUUCUAUGCUGACGAGGGCCACAAGUAUUCGGUAUUCUCGAAGACUGACAGCGACAUGAAAAUUGAAACUGCUUGUUGGCAAUUAAACUUUACUUACGAGACACCGAUGAUGUUUUUGCCUGACGAAUCUUCGUUCACCUACACAGGUAAAAGGAUGAUCCUAUUCGACAAAUUGGUGGAUGUCUGGAGCAAUGAUUAUGAUAUGGAUGGUAAACCGGUGCAGAAAAUGACACUUUAUGUCUACAAAACAACUAACGGUGUUGAUAUUCCUGUACAGGUUGUAUAUAAGUUCUACAACACAAACACUGGCGAAAUCGAGGGCAACACUGUCACCAAUUUCUACAGUUUUAGGGAUUUGGUUUCCAAAGAGGAUCUGGAAGUUGAAGCUACUAACUGCGAAGUGCCAAACCCAGAUUCAGAAUUGACAAAUAUUGGAGCAGUACCCCUCUCUGCGGGUCACUUAGACAGCAUGUUCGAGAGUUAUACUAAUUACCACAACAAAAAAUACCAGAGACACGAGAGAGAGAUGAGGAAACGCAUCUUCAAUGAUAAUUAUCGGAAAGUACAAGAACACAAUAGCAAGAACUUAAAAUUCAAAAUGGAGCUGAACGCUUUCGCCGACUGGACUCCUGAAGAACUGAAAUACCUGACUGGAACAAGAGUUUCAGAAGAGCUGCCCAAAGAAGCCUUACCUUUCCCUCAUACCUUAGAAGAGAUAAAUGAUAUUAUUGAUCAACUACCCCAAAACUUCGAUUUAAGAAUAGAGGGUGCCGUUAACCAAGUUAAAAACCAAGGUACGUGUGGUUCGUGUUGGGCCUUCGCAGCUACGGCAGCAGUAGAAGGUGCUCUCGCCAAAGCCAAUGGAGGCCGACUGCUAGAUCUUAGCGAGCAAUCGCUUGUUGAUUGUGCUUGGAGUGAAGGUGCAUUUGGGUGUAAUGGUGUCAAAGAAUUAUCCCAUGCUUGGAAAUAUGUACUUCGAAGUGGUAUACCUACUGAGAAAGACUACGGAGUUUAUCUUGAAGAGGACGGGAUUUGCCACAUAUCAAACGUGUCUACAGUAUACAAAAUUCAAGGGUUUGCUAAAGUCACUCCAAGGAAUCCAAAUGCGUUAAAAGUGGCGCUGUACAAAUAUGGACCUGUUAAUAUUGCUGUUCAAUCUACUUCCUCUAUGUUCUUUUAUUCCAGCGGCCUGUUUUAUGAUCUCUAUUGUGACCCUAAAGAGCCGGCGCCUAAUCACGCUGUAACCGUAAUCGGCUAUGGAACCCGUGAUGGUGAUGACUACUGGAUCGUCAAGAACUCCUGGGGAGAGAGCUUCGGAGAAGACGGCUACAUUCUCAUGGCAGCCGCAAAUAACAACUGCUUUGUUAUGGAUAACGCUUACUAUGCUGUAGUUUAA
Messenger RNA from Arctia plantaginis, 1629 nucleotides. NCBI's taxonomy places the organism in Eukaryota, Metazoa, Arthropoda, Insecta, Lepidoptera, Erebidae. The record is from the annotation of a GenBank genome assembly.